UGUCACGGAGUCGUGUCUUCACCGCUGCUACAUCGCGACCUCGGUCAUUCAAGUGCAGUUCCCGGAUUGUUCUGAUCUUGCAGCGCGGCUGAGGACGAUACCGCCGCCGUCAUGUUUUCGUCACGUUACGGCCGCAUGUUCUUCAUGUGGUUCGCCGUCUCCUCGCUGAUCCUGGGGUCCGACGCGCUGGACCCGAUGAUCUACCCGGGCAUGCAGACCGGAUGGAGCCUCAUGGACGAGUUGGCCAUGUGGAACCCGUACGAGCCCGUCGAAGAGAUAAAAAUGCUGCCGGAUUACGAUUUCGUCGUGGUCGGUGCCGGCAGCGCGGGCGCGUUGGUGGCCAACAGGUUGACCGAGGUUCUCAAUUGGAAAGUAUUAUUAAUCGAAGCCGGACAAGAAGCUACGGGUCUCAUGGAUAUACCGUUAGUAGCUUCGCUAAUGCAAGGCUCAACGAUCAACUGGAAUUACAAAACCGUGCCGAUGAACAAUUCGUGUUUAGGUUACGAAAAACAGCAGUGUAAGAUGCCGAGGGGAAAAGUUAUGGGUGGUAGCAGCGUGCUGAACUACAUGAUAUAUACGCGAGGCAACCGAAAAGAUUACGACGAUUGGGAGAAAAUGGGCAACCCGGGGUGGAGCUACGACGAGGUGCUGAAGUAUUUUAAGAAAUCGGAAGACGCCAAACUGUCGGACGCGGAUGAGGACUAUCACGGCCAAGGAGGCAUGUUGCCAGUAACCGACAUCCCGUUUAGGACGCCCAUAGCCAAAGCUUUCGUGAAUGCUGCGUCGGAGAUCGGAAUGCCCUUCGUCGAUAUCAACGGCAAGAGUCAGAUCGGUGUCGAUUACAUUCAGGAAAAAUUUGAGAUCCCAGUCCCCCAGAAAAUAUUUGAAAACACGCCACUGAUUAUAUUCAUGCAAGUUAUUUCAUCCCUUUAUCGUUCCGAAAAACUCGUCUACGUGGACUAUUCAUUUGAACAACUGUUACCACGUAUACCAUCAAAGCGUAAACAAUGUACAUAUUUUCAUCCGUGA
Sipha flava (yellow sugarcane aphid) is the source of this 1029-nucleotide messenger RNA. Its product is annotated as glucose dehydrogenase [FAD, quinone]-like. The coding region runs from base 112 to 1029 and encodes 305 amino acids. The record is from RefSeq and is a predicted model, not a curated record. NCBI's taxonomy places the organism in Eukaryota, Metazoa, Arthropoda, Insecta, Hemiptera, Aphididae. Gene Ontology annotation, molecular function: oxidoreductase activity, acting on CH-OH group of donors; flavin adenine dinucleotide binding. The transcript is spliced from 5 exons.